Molecule: messenger RNA, 10518 nt
Organism: Xyrichtys novacula (pearly razorfish)
Lineage: Eukaryota; Metazoa; Chordata; Actinopteri; Labriformes; Labridae
Source: the annotation of a GenBank genome assembly
UGCAGUUAACUUGAUGUUAGCUUGUGCACGAGAGGCUGCGCGGUUUCGUUUUCAUAAUUACACUUUUACACACGUCGGUGAGAGCGUGCGCUGCGCCUGGCUCGCUCACUGUACGUGACGUCAAUCCAGCAUGGCGGCCAAGGUGACUUCGGCAUCGCUCUCUGAGCAAUUUUCAUACCUUUAAUUUCACAUUUCUGCAUGUCUUUUGUUGGUUUUCGUGUGUAGGACGUGACAGAGCUAGGUGGGGUGUAGCUGGCAGGGUACAGGGGCUCGGAUGCGGUGUACUAUGUGGCUGUAGCAUCUCUGGGCUAGCCUCCGCCCGGCGGUGGCUGGCCUUGAUGAGACAUCCACAACCUCGAAGUUAGCGAGAUAAAGCUAAAACAGCUAAAACUGCUGUGAUAGGCUGACAAACGCGAGCUGGAGCGGCUUUGUCGCCACGGUCGACUCGUUUUCCAGUUUGUGGUAGAGCCCUCGAUUUUCCCUGCUCUAAAUCUUAUCAUGUCAUUGCUGCAGGUUGUGUCCUCUUCCUGUGAGUAGUCUGUGCUUGCUAGCCGUCUACCUGGUUGUUCAGUGAGUUUCAGCUUGUGCAGAGCAGUUACCUUGUGGCCACUUUAUUGUUUAGAUAGCUGCUUUUGACAAAUAUGGUUGUGUGCGUGGCUAUGUAUUGUAAAGCUGUGAUUGUGUGCCGUGGGGUCUGUUUUCUCCUUCAGAGCAAUGGACGUUUCAAGGAGACAUGAAGCAUUGGCAUUGUGAUUGUUUUCGCUUUACAUGCUACUCUCUACAGACCCACUUCACCCUGCAAUAAGAAAGUCGUGUCCUAAGACAACAUCAGCGUGUUAACAUACUGUUUGCUGUUGUAGGUGCAAUCUACCAAACGCGGGGACCCAAAUGAGCUGAAAGCAAUUUUCCAGAAGGUAAGUUUACACAGGAUAUACUCUAACAAAAUCACUGCAAAGUGUUUGAUUUUUGAUGUGAGAUUACACAGAGAUAUACUAAUGUGUGAGUCCAGGUCUUGAUAGACGAUCAACCUCACCCAUGACUGUCUUCACUUGCUGAAUGAGCUCAUAAGUUUGGUCAUGGGGCUUAAAUUACAGCAGUAGCCACAGUUAAAGGUCCAACAGAGUUAGCUGCUGUUAUCUAAAAUCAUUCACUGUAACUAAACUGCUUGUCAGUAAUCAAACACUAUCACUUCUUCAGACAGACAGACAGAGAUUGAAUGUGAAUAUAAUUGUGGUUCAGUCCUGAUGAGGCAGCAGCUGUGAAAGUGCAGAGGUUGUUUUAGUUUAGAACAGUAGUUCUCAAGUCCAGUCCUCGAGGCCCACUGUCCUGCAUGUUUCCCUGCUCCAACACACCUGAUUCAAAUGAUUAGCUCGUUAUUAAGACAUUACAGAGCUUGAUAACGAGCUAAUCAUUUGAAUCAGGUGUCUUGGAGCAGGGAAACAUCCAAAACAUGCAGGACAGUGGGCAGUGGACUUGAGAACUACUUGUUUAGAGGGACUACCAGGCUUCAGACUUGUGAUUUGUCCCUUUUAAGACACUAAAGACUGUCUCACUCUCCUCUGAACGGCACAAGCAAGAGGCUGAUAAGUGUAGGUAAUGCUUGAAAGAGCACUGUCACACCAGUGCCCUGAUGUUGUGUCUUUAAAGCUCCAGAGCAUCAGUUUGACGUUAUAAUAAGUCAAAGGAAAAGGAGGAAGAGUAUUCUGAGUGACUGUAAGAAGAGAGGAUUUGGUUAACCUUCACCUUCCUCUAGUGUGUGCUGCAUGCUAAGUGUGUAGGCCAGCAGUUGUUGUUACCCCUGAAACACGUAGGUCAAAUAGCUCAUAGGUUCUAUCCAGAGACAUUAGUGAACAUGUGUCUACUCGUGCGUGUGAAAGAGCGGACUGAAGGAAUUCUGACAUGUCAUGCUACCACUGCAAGACCACUGACCGUGGUCCUCAGGUUGCUUCAUAAAUCGGUGUAGUGAAAAGAUCAAUGACAGGGCUGAUGCUUUUCUUCUUAGCUAACCUUGAAUUUUGAAUUCAAACACAUUUACUGGAGAUGUGCUCCUGUAAGAAAGAAAGCUUAGCGCUGAAUGAGGAGGUCAGUGGAAUGCAGUAAGGAGUUUAGCAAAUCCUUUAUAAGGUGGUCUAAUGUCCUCAGCUUGUGACACUAUUUUUGGAUCAUUAACAAAGAACUGACAUUAACAGAACAGUUCAAUUCAAAUUAUUUAAAAAUAAGACAGAUUUGGCAAGAGGGAGUAUUUACUGUAUUAAAUUCUCAGAAAUCCAAAUGAUUUUCAUCUUGCUUUUUUCACUUCAGAAAGUGAGGUUUGUAGUCUACAGAGAAGUGCUCCUGCCCCUGAGUUCAUGCAAAGCUCGUGUGCUUCUCAUACCUCUCACUCACACCUUGGAAGAGUGAUCAAACAAGCCCUCAGCAAGGACACUGAGGGUUAAAACAGCUGAUUGUAAGCCAUGCUUCUGAGCAGGAUUAACUCUUGGUUAUGUAAAUAACUCACACAACUUGCCCGGUAAAAACAGAUAAAGGCCGGCAAUAGAUUCCCUUUUAAAUGUUGUUAGUUGUAGUUGGUUUUUGGAAAAAAUAAAUUAGCACUUAUGGGGGUUAAGUUUUAUAGCUGCUACUAUUUAUAUUCCUUCCCCUCAGUAUGCCAGUGUGGUGGACAAGGAUGGAGAGAAGUUCAUGACCCCAGUAGACUUUGUCCAGAGGUAUCUAGGACUACACACACAGAUCCACCACAACCCCAAAACUGUACAGCUCAUUGCUGCUGUGGCUGACACCACAAAAGACGGGUACGUGCUGACACACACACACACACACACACACACACACACACACACACACACACACGCACACGCACACAGUGGCACAUUUCUUAUCAUCUCUAAUUGUAAGUUUAUUGGGUCAUGUCUGAUCAUUGCUUGCUAUUAUAGCCACUUAGAGAUAAGAUAAAUGUUUUGUGUUUCAUUCAUCAGACUGUUCAAGUGUGAAGUAUUGUGUGCUUGAAUGAUGCACACAGUAUGCCAAUCAUGUGACUGUUGUUUAGAUCUGCUUAGAAAAUAAAAGACUGAAUUGCUUUUUGCACAGAAUCAAAGGGCUGUCAAAGUUAUCUAUGAUGCUUUACAGUCUUCUUUUAGUCCGAGCUAAAAUGGAAGAAGAAAAUAGAAGAAUAAACUGCAUGUUUAUCAAUCAGCAGUAUUUUAUUACCUGAUCAUGGUGCAUUUUAAGCUGUUAAUAUGUAACCAUUUAUCUUUUGUUCCUGUUUUUAUGCACCUACAACGGCAGGCUGAUCUCGUUCCAGGAGUUUCUUGCAUUUGAAUCUGUGUUGUGUGCACCUGACGCACUCUUCAUAGUCGCCUUCCAGCUGUUUGACAAGACUGGAACCGGGACCAUUUCCUUUGGUAAGGAGCCAAUGUGGUUUAUUUUUUUUGUCAGCUGUUACUGGAACUUUGAAUCAAAUUCCCAUGAUCACAGAAAUGAAUCACAAUGAGAACACACCACUGUUCAUUAUAGAACAUCUCUGUUUUUGAAGACGAUAGUCUAUUGUUUUUGUGGCGCUUAAUCUGCCCAUGAUUUCUGUGUGUGUGUGUGAUUAUCAGAGCAGCUCACACACUUUUUUUUCAUUGUACACGUGGAGAGAGAAUUUUCCUCACAUUGUUGACCAGAUUAGUCUCCGGUUUAAGUCAUUAACAUAGACGGACUUACACAAUCGCUCUCAUGUGAAAUUCCCUACGUCAUUUCUACGUCAACUUACUUAUGUAACACACACCUCCAUACACAGCUCUGUCCUCGAUGUUAUUAACGUAAUCACCCCAAAGAUUGUUUAUGAGAUUUGUGAAUGCGUAUUUAUUGAGCAUUUGUGCUGCAGAAAAUGUGCGGGACAUCUUCAGUCAGACCACAGUGCACCAUCACAUCCCCUUCAACUGGGACUGCGAGUUCAUCCGCCUGCACUUCGGCCAUGACAACAAGAAACACCUCAGCUACCUCGAGUUCACCCAGUUCCUGCAGGUUUGCUGAACACACACACACACACACUGAUCAGUCAGCGAGUUCUCGCUCCUGUUGCACUUUUUUGGCCUACUCUGCCGUAUUCAAACAAAGUCUUGUGGUGGUGCGUAUCUUUUUUUAGGAGCUGCAGUUGGAGCAUGCACGUCAGGCAUUCGCCCAGAAGGACAAAGGGAAGAAUGGUGUUAUUUCUGCAAUGGACUUCAGUGACAUUAUGGCCACCAUCAGACACCACAUGCUCACACCCUUUGUGGAGGAAAACCUUGUCUCUGUGAGUGUUUGUGUGCGCACGCACGGAUAUCUUGACUUUCACCUAGAACACAGAUGACACUGUGUUCAGAUUGACAGGAGGAGAAGAGUUAUUUUCAGAUGAUCACAUUUCAGAGUGUUCUAAAUUCAUUCUCAUAGCUGGAAGCUCAGCCAUUUAAGUCCUUGAUAGACUGAAGCGGCAGCCACUAUUUUCAGGGACAGAUAUUCUGAGGCUAAAGAGGAAUGAGAGUUUAUAAGUCACUGACUGUUGGUCACUGACUUAGAUAUCCUGCUGAGAUUGAUGUACUCUUCUUACCCGUUUUUCACAAAAGCAAACAUUUCACCUCAGAGGAUCGAAUGAAACGUCACUGAGUUGAUACUUGACAUACCCUUCCUGUCUCCUCCCAGGCUGCAGGUGGCAGCACCUCUCACAUGGUCAGCUUCUCGUACUUUAAUGCCUUCAACUCCCUCCUGAACAACAUGGAGCUGAUUCGUAAGAUCUACAGCACACUGGCUGGAACGCGGAAGGACACACUGGCGACAAAAGGUGCACACAGAUAGCUACAUGACUGUAAUGCUGUUGAUAGAAGUAUGAGAGUGUGUCGUGAAUGUGCGUGAUAUUUAAAGAUCGAAUAAUUCCCUUUUGUAUCUGUUUUUCUGCAGAGGAGUUUGUUCAUGCCGCCAACAAGUUUGGUCAGAUCACCCCCAUGGAGAUUGACAUCUUGUACCAGCUAUCAGGCCUGCACUCCCCCUCUGGGUAAACACUUAAUCCGCUACUCAGAAUCAGCAGGCUCCCCUAAAUACAUGAAUGAAAACAUAAAACCGUGUAUUCAUGAUAAUGGUGAUGGUUUAAAUGUCUGUUCUCCAGGCGUCUGAACCUGGCUGACAUUGAGAGGAUAGCUCCAUUAGAGGAAGAGUGUCUGCCCCACCACCUGGCUGAAUCCCAAAAACAGGUGAGGUGAAGGUGCUCGUGUGGAAAUGAACUUAUCGCAUCAACAAAAUAACACAAACCAUUAUAAAGUGUCAUCAUCUGUCGUUUUCCUUCAGGUCCAUGGAGACGCUUCCAGGCCCGUGUGGCUCCAGGUUGCCGAGUCAGCCUACAGAUUCACUCUUGGCUCUAUUGCUGGAGGUGAAUUACCCUGUGACCUCAGACUGAUAGCUAGAGGACGCACUGCAGUGUCUCACACAUUAUCUAUGUUAUGGUGGUGUUUGUUCUGAGUUUGUGUGUGUUUACAUAGCUACCGGAGCGACUGCAGUGUACCCCAUUGACUUGGUAAAGACUCGUAUGCAGAACCAGAGGUCCACAGGAUCCUUUGUUGGAGAGCUGAUGUACAAGAACAGCUUUGACUGUGCUAAGAAGGUGCUGCGCUACGAGGGCUUCUUCGGCUUUUACAGAGGUAUGCCAGAAAAGAUCCCUGAUCAAGAUUGUUCGGUCACCCAGCCUCUUGUUUUUGUCUGUCAGCUAUUGCUCUCUUUCUGUUCUUUACGUUGGAAUUUGGUGAAUCUUAAGUGGUUAUGAGAACCCCCUGUGGUGAUCUGCUUUUACGUGUGUCCUCAUAUUUCAGAACUCUAAAAAGUCUGUCCCACUCAGUCUUCCUCUCCUCUAAUCUCGUCUGAUUCACAUCUCUUUCCUCUUUAUUGUGGUUCCUCCAUUCAUCCUGUUUUUCCAGUAAUGCAAAUAAAACGUGAUCCUCAGGUUAGUCAUUCUCCCUUGAUGCUCCACAGGUUUGGUUCCUCAGCUCAUAGGCGUGGCACCUGAGAAGGCCAUCAAACUCACAGUGAGUGCCACCUCAGCAUACACAACACAGAAAUCUAAAGCUACAUCAAAAAAAAAAUGAUAAAAAAUGUCAUAGUUAUGUAUGAUAAAAAAAAAACAUUUUAUAGUAGGAUAAAAAUGUCAUAGUAAAGUAUGAUAAAAAUGUCAUAGAAUAGUAUUAUAAAAACAUUUAAUUGUAUAAAAAAAUGUCAUAGAAUAGUAUUAUAAAAAUAUAUAAUUGUAUGAAAAAAAUUUCAUAGUAUAGUAUGAUAAAAAUGUUACAGGGUAGUAUUAAAAAAUUAUUUAAUUGUAUAAAAAAUGUCAUUAUGUAUGAUAAAAAAAUCAUUUCAUAGUACGAUAAAAAUGUCAGUUAAGUAUGAUAAAAAUGUCUUGGAAUAGUAUUAUAAAAACAUUUAAUUGUAUGAAAAAAUUUCAUAGUAUAGUAUGAUAAAAAUGUUAUAGAAUAGUAUUAUAAAAAUAUUUAAUUGUAUAAAAUAAAUGUCAGUAUAGGAUGAUAAAAAUUGUAUGAUAAAAAUGUCAUAGUUAAGUAUCAUAAAAUGUCAUAGUAUAGAAUAAUUAAAAAACAUUGUAUAGUAUGAUAAAGAUGUCAUAGUAUCGUAUGAUAAAAAUAUCAUUUUAUAGUGUAAAAUAAUGUCUUGGUAUAGUAUGAUAAAAUGUUGUAGUACAGUAUGAUAACAAUGUCAUAGUUAAUUAUUAUAAAAUGUCAUAGUAUAAAAAAAUGUCAUAGUGUAAUAUGAUAAAAUGUCAUAAUAUGAUAUAAAAAUGUCAUUUGAUAGUAUGAGAAAAAUGUUAUAGUAUAGUAUGAUCAAAAUGUCAUAGUUUAGUGUGAUAGAAAUGUCACAAUGUAUUAUGAUAAAAAAUUUUAUUAUAUGAAAAAAAAUACAAUAGUAUAGUAUGAGAAAAAAAAGUCAUAGUAUAAUAUGAAAAAAAUAUGAUUUUAAUAGUAUGAACAAAAAUGUCAUAGUAUAGUUGGGAAGCAGAAGGCGUGCACAUAGACAACAAAACCCUGUAUGAAUAUAAAAUGAAAUAAUUAAAAGUCCUUUGUGGAAGAAGAAAAGGGAAAAGUCAGUAAAAAAUGAAACUCUAUCAAAGAAACUGCCUCAAUGUGUCUUUUCAUAUGAAUCAGUAGAUUUUUUUGGGUUGUGUUUGAUCUCACUUCCUGCUUUUAAUCGUGUCCCACAGGUGAACGACUUUGUAAGAGACAAGUUCACUGGAAAAGACGACCAGAUCCCUUUCUAUGCUGAGAUUCUGGCUGGUGGCUGUGUAAGUACUAAACUCGUGUUUUCCUCGUUCAUGUGUGAAUGCUGAAAUGAGCACCAGGAAAGACAAGUGCAGACGCAGUCAGCCAAGGCGUGUUUGAGCCUCCUCAGUUGUUUGGUCCAAUAAAACUGUAUGUAUUGCACACAGUCUUCUUAGAUUUUGUAUUAACCUGCUUGCUUGCCAAGGCAAAACUACUAACAACAGGUUGCAUUGCUAAAGUGCAUCCAGGGUUCAGAUGUCAUUUUCCAAUACAACAUGUUUUUUUCUGUUUUUGUUUUUAAUAGCGUUGUUCAUCCUUACACAAACUUUGGCCCAGCACACCUUACCGUCCGGGGAGAUGGCAAAGUAAUGAUUGAUUAGGAUUCAAUUUUUUACUUUGAAUACUUUCUAUAAGAAAAAGUUGGCUCCGUCCCUCAGCUGUGUGAGAAGUGGGAACAGUGAUUUCUUUUCUUUUUUUAAUGGAGGUGUUAAACAAACUCCUCUUCUCUUUAAUUAUCCAGGCUGGAGGCUCUCAGGUGAUCUUCACCAACCCACUGGAGAUUGUGAAGAUUCGUCUGCAGGUGGCAGGAGAGAUUACCACCGGACCUCGAGUGAGUGCGCUCAGCGUGGUCCGUGAUUUGGGCUUCUUUGGCCUCUACAAGGUAAUGUGACGCUCUCUCUCUAUGAUAUUUACGCUUUAUUCCUCCACCCUUUUCUACAUUCCUCUAAGCUCUGUCUCAUAUGUCUGUCCGUAUCUCAAUAGGGUGCUAAAGCGUGUUUCCUGAGAGACAUCCCUUUCUCAGCCAUCUAUUUCCCUGCGUACGCCCAUCUUAAGUCCAGCUUUGCUGACGAGCAGGGCCAACUGGGAGCUCUUCAGCUGCUCACUGCCGGAGCUAUUGCAGGUAACCUCAGACAGCAGCUGUCAGAACACGCCGACUCAGAACACAGUUCAUCAACUCAGGGGAAUACAUAUUCAUAUUGGUACCAUAGCGGCUAGUACAAUGAGGGAGAUGACAAAUAAAACACCUGAUGACUUUGUAACUUUGCCUCCAAGGUAUCCCCGCUGCUUCUCUUGUGACGCCUGCUGAUGUCAUCAAGACACGUCUGCAGGUUGCAGCGAGGGCAGGACAAACCACCUACUCAGGCGUCAUCGAUUGUUUCCGAAAGAUUAUGAGAGAGGAGGGCUUCAGGGCUUUGUGGAAGGGAGCUGGAGGUGAGCCUGUUUGUGUAGCUCUGCACAUAUAGAUGUUGUGUGUUUUCUGACUGCUUGGAUUUCAUCUAUGGAAUUUUCUCCUUUUUUUUCCUCCCCAGCUCGUAUGUGCAGAUCCUCUCCUCAGUUUGGCGUGACUCUGGUGACUUAUGAGCUCCUACAGCGGUGGUUCUAUAUUGACUUUGGAGGACAGUAAGUCUUUUUUUACAGUCUUCAAAUUAGACUUUUAAUACUAAAGUCUUGGUUAAUGUUAGGGAAGAAUAGUGAGGAUGCAGCACAGGGCUUGACACUAACUUUUUUUUUACAAGGAGCACAUGUGCCCCUGAGUUGAAAAAGUAAGGAGCACACAAGGAACUUUAGGGGCACAAUGAAAAUUGAUCAAAUAAUGUUUAUCUUAUUGGUCGACAUAAGUACUGUUAUUUUAAAUCAAUUUUAGGUCUCUUGGUCACAUGUAAUGGAAGCUAUUGAAGAAAAUGGUCAAAAUUUCCCUUUAAAUCUGACACCAAAAAUUUAAGAGGAUAAAUUAGGGAAAUAAAGAGGUGUGACUUAUCGUCCGAUCUUAGUAUUAUUAUUUAAAAUUAAUUUUAGGUCAAUUGGUCACAUGACAUGGAAGCUAUUGAAGGAAAACAGCUUUUUCUGAGAACAUCAACCGGUAAUUCAUUGAUAGUCCCUAAAUCAACACCUGCCGUUGAAAACAAGGGUGCCGAGUAGAUUUAACCGCACUGAUGUUGAUAUUUCUGUAUAUGGAGAGUGAGAAGACACCAGUAGAUCUGCAGUGAAUGGCCAUCGGAUAUCCAACCUAAAACUAACUUCGCCGCAGUAUAUACAUGAAAAAAUAUUUGUUGCCUCGGCUGAUUUUUUUAUAUGUGCACAUGUGCCCCGAAAUACAUUUUACAGUUCGCACACAACUAUUGUUAGUCGCAAAUGCGAGUGAAAUGGUCGCACUGUCAAGCCCUGAAACAUUAAGAUUAAAGGAGAGUUUAACAGUACAGAACAAAUUGAUAUAUGUAUUUAAAACUGCUUCUCUCUUCAACAGCCGUCCAUCAGGAUCCGACCCCACGCCCAAGUCCCGUAUCUCAGAGCUUCCUCCCAUCAAUGCUGACCACGUCGGAGGCUACCGCCUGGCUGCAGCCACCUUUGCCGGAGUGGAGAACAAAUUCGGUCUCCAUCUUCCAAAAUUCAAGUCUUCCGGUGUGGUCUCCAUCCAUCCCCCUGAGCCAGUCACUGCCACGCCGGCUCAAGCCCCGUAGAGAUCCCAAGCUCCAUAUCACUUUGCCAUCCCUAUUUUCCUUUAACAGGAGCCAGACACUAGGAUAGAUACACACACAAAGGAAAAAAAAAAAGCAAAACACGCACAAACUAAAAUACACUCCACAAGUAGAGGGCCCUUAAGUUAGGAACAAACAACUGCAGCUGCAGGGUGAAGGUGUUCUGCACUGGUCCCAAACCAGCUGUGGAUGUGAGUAAGCAGACAGGGACGGGACCAGACUGUCGUAUCUCCAGUGGCUGUACGCUCCUGGGAACUUUAUUGUUUGUUUUUCUCCAGCAUUUGUAAAGAGUGAAGCCUCUGCUCUUCUCUCUUUGUUUCAUGAGUAGCGCAUAUGAUUUUAAUUUCUUUUCUGUCUGAUACUCAGUUUGACUUCUCGUAUCGGACGAUGGGCAUAGAUUAUAUUAGACUGGUCGGCACGGUGUGUGUGCGUGUGUGCGUGUGUGGGGCUUCACUCUUGCUCAGUCCUCAGACAAGAGGCUAUAUACUGUACAUAUUGUAUAACUGUACGGAGAGUACAUAAACAGAAAGCAGUGAAACAAAAGUUACAUGACAAAGCGUUGUAACGUUCAGUAACUGUCAUGCUAUGGUAACGCGGGGCCUUCAGUCCUGCUUUCCAAGAAUCACUCUUACUGAUGUACAGAACUUUUCAAGUCAGUGUUUUCUUGGUGAAACAAGAAUCAUGAGCAGAGAAUUAGGUUAAUAAAUUAAAUGUAUCUAAAUUCAGUCAUUGUAUUUUAUUGAAAUAAAUCAUCCAUAUGGUUUUAAUUUUAA